AUGGAGCUGCGCGGCGACGCCGUCGCCACGGCGCGGCGGGACGCGCUGCACCGCACCCUCUACCUCCGCCGCGAGUACGCCCUCGUCGCGCGGUGCGGGGAGUUCGACGAUGUCCUGCUGGUUCCGCCCCAGAACGACUCUGGCAGACCGGGCGACUGCUGGAGGGGGCUGGUGGCUGUGCGGGGCUUCCCGUCGCCGUGGUACCGCGGCGUCUUCAGCUUUCUUGUCUGGCUGCCGCCGAAGUACCCCUUCGAGGCGCCGUCAGUGCGCCUGGAGACGCCCCUUAAGAGCCACCCGCUCCUCCUCGACGACGGCGAGGGGAGAAGGUGCGUCGUCCCGUUUGACGACAUUUACGUGGCGCUCGAUCCGAUGCGUGUCUCCGUGAUGGCGCGGCUGCUGCACCACGUGCGCUCCAUCUUUUUCCCCUCGGAUUGGGCGGCGACGACGACGCCCGCGCCGCCGGUCAACAAGGCGCUCGCCCGACACGACGUAGAGCGGCGCAGCGUGACGCAGGAGGUGGUGUUGGGGAAGCCCUACGUGGACUAUCUCUCCCGCGAGGCGGUGGCCUUCUUCUCCAACCCCGACCACUUCAAGCACGGCGACGCCCGCAUGGACGCCUCGGGGGCUGAGGAGGCGUGGGAAAAGGCGUUUUCUCUCUGGCUGGGCCGCUCAUGGCUCCCCGCCGUCCGUCUUUUGCAGUGA
Messenger RNA from Trypanosoma conorhini, 702 nucleotides. Its product is annotated as acid--amino-acid ligase. The transcript has a single exon. Bases 1 to 702 code for a protein of 233 amino acids. Lineage: Eukaryota; Euglenozoa; Kinetoplastea; Trypanosomatida; Trypanosomatidae. The record is from RefSeq and is a predicted model, not a curated record.